This is a messenger RNA of Haliotis rufescens (red abalone), 3499 nucleotides long. Its product is annotated as transient receptor potential cation channel subfamily V member 3-like. Gene Ontology annotation, biological process: calcium ion import across plasma membrane. Gene Ontology annotation, molecular function: monoatomic ion channel activity; protein binding. Lineage: Eukaryota; Metazoa; Mollusca; Gastropoda; Lepetellida; Haliotidae. Gene Ontology annotation, cellular component: membrane. The coding region runs from base 160 to 2451 and encodes 763 amino acids. The transcript is spliced from 2 exons. The record is from RefSeq and is a predicted model, not a curated record.
UUGGGCCGUGAUCACAGGCUGCAUUGUAUGGAAUGUGUCAAUCAUAUUGCAUGGCCCCAUAUAAACAAACAACGACUGCGUGAUCCAAGACACACGAGUACGACAGUCCACAUAGUCUGAUAACUACAGCUGCUUUGGUGCUCAGGUUAAAACUCAAAAAUGGGAAAGAUCACACAUGAGCUUGAAGAUCCCAUGUUGAACCUUGUGUCCAACUUAAUGGACAAGACCGUGGAUGAAAACGAAUUGAUUGAGCUUUUAAAGAAGAAUAUGGGGAAGCACAAAGGCGAAAAGGGGAUCAACAAAGAAAGACUGGUAAACUAUAGAUUUACUGAUGCGGAGAAGAACAAACGUGAUACAUUACUAGCGUCAGAUUCUGGAGAGUCGCUGCUUCAUAUUGCCGUCAGCUGUAGAAGGAAUGCAGUUGCCAAGUUUUUAAUUGAUUGUGAUCCAGGAUUAAUCAACUGUAAGAGGGAGGGCGAUGAGUACUGUGGACAGACGCCUUUCCACAUUGCCAUUGCCAUGGCCAGCUCUGCCACAACGGAUCAGCUGGAUCUACAGGAAGACAUGACUGACACGACAGACAUGAUGGAUAAUCAACAUCCGCAAUUUCUUCCGAAAUACAUGAUUAAUGCACUGAAAAUUGAAGAUGAGAAGAACAUUAAUGAUAAAAAAUAUCAUAGUUUGCUCAAAAAGGCGAUGGGAAGUAAAGUUAGAGGAAAGAAAUUAAGAGGCACUGUGAUGUUAGGAGGGACACCUUUGUCCAUUGCUGCUUUGAAGAAUGAUGGGAGGAUGGUAAAACUCCUCCUUAAAAAUAACACUGAGCUGCAUGAUUCAGAUAGUGUUGGGAAUACAGUUUUUCACUCGCUGGUCCUGUACGCAUCUUUCUAUCCAGACAAAGAGAGGGACAUCAUCAACAUGAUUGAUUAUUUGGCAAAAAGCGACAAAAAGCGGCAAAUUGUACAACUAGAGAAUAAACAAAAUCAAACAGCUCUCCAUCUUGCUGCCGAGUUGGGCCUGGACAACGUGUUUAAACACAUACUUGAUAUGGAAGAUGUAUACAAGUUCUUCACUAGCCAUGACGGCGUUUUUGAUAUCUACGAGUGUGAUGUAACAGAGAUUGACAAGGGAACUUGGGAUAAAGCUGUUCUUCAGAUGUCGCCUGACUUCAUGAACACAGGACACAGAGCCGAGGGGCUGGCAAACGGCAAAGUGGAAUGUCCCAUAGUGACCUAUUGGAAGCAAUUUAGACGAAGCACAAACCAAAGUAUUUUGGAAAUCAUAUGCCGUUUGAAGACAGAGAAGGCAUGUAAUUUUCUGAAAGUCUACACUGUCCGAGAAGUGGUGUACUUAAAGUGGGAGAAGUACUGGCAUUGUUACUAUGUCGGCCUGCUUCUUCACUUUUUGCUAAUGAGUACACUCACCUACCAUUCUGAACGCAAAACUUUUGUCAUCCGCAAAGCUGGAGCAAACCAUAUGGAGACCUGGAACGUCAAGGCUUGGAAUGGCGUCUCAUUGGCAAUAAGUCUCCUUUAUAUAAUUCUAGAAUUUCUUCGGAGUUUUGUUUCAUGGCAACCUUUUCAUUUUACAAUACUGCAUCACAAUGGAGUAUACCGAUGUAUAUUUGUGCUGUUUGGUUUUGCGUUACUGAUUGACACGGCGUGGAAUGCUGAAACUGUUACAAGUAAUUACUGGCUGGUGAUAGCAUUGAUCUUUGGUUGGUGGUCAACAACGUUCUUCCUGCGAGGAAUCCGACAGUUCAGCUACAUAACAGUUAUGUUACAGAAGGUCCUCUUUGCGGAUAUGUUGAAAUUUGUACCAAUCAUUUUCAUAAUGAUUUUAGCAUUUACUAGUGCAAUGCACUAUUCCAUGUCGAUGGCGGAGGGUCCGCCUGGAAACUCAACAAGGGAGAACUCAACAUGUUGUGAUGAAAACUCAGAUUUUGGGAACUUCACUAUCAGUCUAAUGACGAUGUUUAAAAUGAUGACCGGUCACGAAGAGAUAAAAGGGCUUGAGCAAGCAUGGCGGCAUGGAUCUAUCCCAGUCUUUGUCCUUUCUGUGAUAGUCAUCCAGAUGUUCCUCCUCAACAUCCUCAUCGCUAUAAUGUCAAAAACAUGUGACAACUGCGAGAAUACAGAUGAACUGCUGUGGCUACAGAGAUUGUCGAUUGUCUUAUUCAUUGAAGAUAUGCUACCUAAAUGUCUGAGGACGCCCAUCGGGAAAGAGGAAAAGACAGAUUAUGGCAGUACGCGAUAUCUUCUUAAAAUUGAUCGUGUGCGAGUUGGAGACGCUUUAUCCGAAGAUACGUUUGAACACACUGUCACGUCGAAGGCUGUUAGAUCACUGCACAACCUACUGAACAAAACAAAGGUAGGGGAGGAAAUGACAACCGGUAGCGACAGAGCCCAACCUGUCCAGUAUCUAGUUAUUGAAGACUAUGGGAGAAGAAAAUAAAUAAACCAAGACGUCAUAGAAAAAGUGACAAGUCACUUACAAAGUGGAAGACUGGAUCAUUAUCAAAAACUAACAUAUGACCCAACACAUGCACCAUCGUGGGCUUCGGGCAAGAAGAGGGUUCUUUAGUUACAGCUUACAAUCAUUUGCCUCCUACACAACCGACAACUUAGAGUUUGGCAUAUCUGGAAGAAUAUUAUCUCUAGAAAAUGGCUCACUUACACAUUUGUUAUUGUGAAAGUCUGAUUGGUUCAAAAUGUGGUGUUUAUGAACCCGAAAAUGUUCCAGAUUUAUCAUAUGAUAGACAGUUUAUUGUGAAGGAUUAGAAUUUUACCUCUUCAAGAUGAUAUGUCCAUGUUAUUUGUGAAAACGUCAUGACACCUGUAUUGUACUUCAGUAUAUCCAACUGCACUAGAUUUAUCGGAAAUCUUUCACAUUUUGUAUAUUUUUCACCAACAAAAAUCGGUUCAUUCCACUCACCGCUUUUAGGACGUCACUGUGUUCACAAAUGACGUAAUCGACUUUUUAGAUGAUAAUCGUCACCUAGGAAAAGUUUAAACAAAGAAUUACAUUGUAUUUACAAUGCCGAAAACAAUCAUUUUUACAAUUGGUGUCAAAUGAAAUAAUUGUAAAUAAAAAGGAAAAUGGUAAACGCUAAUUACGCUUAAGUUUUGUAAGUAAGUUGCACCUGCAGUUGAAAGUACUAUUUUAUAACAACGAUAACAAUUAUUAUUGUCAUUAUGUAUUUUUUGUCAUGUGUUUUCUAUACUAUUUCCGAAUGAAUAUAUGCUAUAGAUGCCAGCUAUAUCCUUCUUUUCUUUAUUCCUGUAAAUAUUUUCAUAAAUCUCUCCCGUCUCAUCAGUCCAGAUCUUGCCGUGUUUCAUCUGCAGUGUGGGCUACCUCGUCUUUUUAACAUAAAAUAUGAUGUCCUUUUGUCUGUGUUGGACAUACAGUCUACUUGCUUCUUGGGGAUGGUCGGGUAGCCAAGUGGUUUAAGCGUUCGCUCGUCACGCCGAAGACCCGGUUUCGAUUCCCGACAUGGGUACAA